AUGGAAGACUUAGAGUUACGGUUUGGUGCCAAUCUUCGCCUUUAUGAUAAAGAACGGCAGGGGGUUCGAAUUGGGGAGAGUGAUCUCGGCAGUCAGUUCGUUGGCCACCACAACACCCUUGUGGCCAAAGUUCAUUCCCAGCGUGUCGUCAAUAAGGAGGGCUUCAUAGCCUCUUUCUCUCGUAUGUGGAAAGGCAUUGCUGGAGUCUCGAUCAAGGAGUUUGCUGACAAGUCUUUUUUGGUGAGAUUUGAGAAUCACAGAGACAAAGCUAGGGUUUUGGGUAUGAAGCCUUGGACAUAUCAUGAUGCCCUUGUCUUGCUCUCAGAGGUCACAGUGGGCUGUGACGUUAGAUCUGUGGAUUUGAAUUUGGGUGUUUUCUGGGUGCAACUUCAUGGUAUCCCUCUUUAA
Messenger RNA from Prunus armeniaca (apricot), 408 nucleotides. Lineage: Eukaryota; Viridiplantae; Streptophyta; Magnoliopsida; Rosales; Rosaceae. The record is from the annotation of a GenBank genome assembly.